AUGACCUUGGAUGAGCUCCUGAGAAACGCGAUGAUUCCUCUUGGAUCGCAGAGCCAAAGGAGAUUUCAGAUCAUGUACAAAGAGGAGGUCGUGAGCUGGCUGAGCUUGAUACUGAAAAUCGGUAGGAAGAUGACCCAGGACGAGAACAAGAGGCGCAUGAUCGUUCUAGAGACGGAUUCUCAGGCGGAUGUAAGAUCAGCGAGGCUGAUACGCCAUAUUGAGCUGAGGAUCAGGCCGCUGGAGUUAAGGUACUUGUACGUUGUUGCAUCAAGAGGAUAUCUCGUGGGAAGAGUGGAAACGAAUCCAACCAAGGCUCAAAUUGAGUAG
Messenger RNA from Ascochyta rabiei, 327 nucleotides. RefSeq lists its product as uncharacterized. The record is from RefSeq and is a predicted model, not a curated record. The coding region runs from base 1 to 327 and encodes 108 amino acids. NCBI's taxonomy places the organism in Eukaryota, Fungi, Ascomycota, Dothideomycetes, Pleosporales, Didymellaceae. The transcript has a single exon.